AUGCUUGCCAUACUGCAGGAUGGAGACCAGCCGUCAGCGAUACCGGAAAGGAGGGUUGAAGCCCAAGUCGCUUCUCCAGAGCCACCGCCGGCCGUACCUACUUCGCUUGUCGCUACUGUGAAAUCGCUCGCAGAGGAGAUUCAGAAUUUGAAGGCAACUCAGCAACAGGCCCUUGCCCGGAAAACCGAACAAGAGGUGAAGCUGGAAGAAGAUUUGCGGAAACUCGAGAAGCAUCUUCUCUACACCCAUCCUCUAACGAGCGCUGCUGCGACGGCUGCGGCAAACAGAACUUCCGUGCUCCUGGAGCAGUUUCUUUUUGGAGCGUCCAACGGUUUACGAACGAGCAAAACGCAGUUCGGUCCCGGGACAGGACUGAACCCGUGGCCAGCUGAAGCUGUCCCAGAAUCUAGCAAUCCACCGACGGCGCAGGCGAUCCUCACCUUGGCCGAAAAGCAACUUGCUGGUGUCGUUGCGGCGUCGAACUCCACAGUCAAGGAGCUGAAUUGCGAAGUGCAGGUUCGUCCUGCAGCCCCUGUCGAAGCGCGCAUACAGGAGAGGAAAACGUUUUCCUUACGUACAUCUUGUUCAAUUUCUGGACAGCUGGUGCAGUCCACCGCGGGUCCACGGGUGACGUUUUCAGUUUGUUUCAUUGUCGAACGGUCUGUUGCACUCUGCAUGCAGACAACGAAAUAA
Neospora caninum is the source of this 693-nucleotide messenger RNA. RefSeq lists its product as hypothetical. The transcript is spliced from 3 exons. NCBI's taxonomy places the organism in Eukaryota, Apicomplexa, Conoidasida, Eucoccidiorida, Sarcocystidae. The coding region runs from base 1 to 693 and encodes 230 amino acids. The record is from RefSeq and is a predicted model, not a curated record.